CAGUGACUUCUGGGGUUAUGGAAGAUCACUUCCACUUUAGUAGCUGAAGCUCCGACAGUAACCUUUCUGUCAUGUGCUGUUGAGGCUUUAUUCAGGAAGGUUGACACAACAAAGAAAGUCUGCAACGAAUCAACUGCUGAGCCAGCAGAAGUGUUUCGAAAUCAAUACCGUUAAUGGGAAGUAAAAGUUUCUCUUCGUGACUCUGGCGUCCACCCGCAGUCGAGCUGAAACCAGGCCUGACCGGCACACCUCGAAUCACUACAGAUCCAGGAGAAAUUACAAAAUGAAGUACGUUUCUGGAUUCCUUUCAAUCAUUAUUGCAUUGUUCAUCACUUCAACAGGGGCUGGAGAUGUGAUGGUGUAUGGUCAGGUGGGAGGGACGGUCACUCUCCCCAGAUCGAAGUGGGGUUCAGAAAAGGUGUUGGUACAAUGGUACCUUGGGAUGGACACAAAAUCUUUGAUAUCCCGCAACUCCCAUGGUCGAGAGACGACAGAUCCACUGUGGAAAGACAGGCUGUCUCUGUCAAAGACGGACUUCUCCCUGAUCAUCAACAACAUCAGACUGGAGGACUUCCAAUCCUUCAGAUGUGAACUGAAAGAUUUCAGGCCAACACCAUUUACCUCAUUCACCACAUUCAGACUGUCCCAUGUGAGUGUACAGCCAGUCUCUCCCCUGUUGGCUGGGAAGAAUCUUAAUCUGAAGUGUGACAUAGGGGAAAUAUUUGAGGGGACACAGAGAAGAUGGCUUAGUCCCCAGAAACAGGACCUGAGCAAGGACACGCGUGCCCAGAUCAGAUUUGACAGCAGCCUGACAGUAAUGAAGGUCACUGGCCAAGACCAUGGAGAGUGGACCUGUGUGGUGACAUACCAGGGCAGGGAAGCCUAUGCCAACACCCAUGUUACUGUAAUAGACCUCUCCCCCGCUCAUCCACAGCCUAUCUACACCUCUGUCUCCUCCCUCUCUCUUCUCCAUCUGCCAUGUUUCUUUUCCGUUCCUCCUCCUCUAUCCUGGUCAGAGAGCCAGGAAAAGAGCAUCCAGGGAGGCCGCUGGACCUUUACCCCAAGCCCAGCGGCAGGCUCCCUCACUGGGGUUGUCCAGACCCUCGUCAACCUCUCCAUGGGGCCUCCAUUAGCCUGGGUGGUCAAUCAGAAGAGAGGGCUGGAUGUCUCAGCCCUGCAGAGGAAAAAUCUAAACCUCUCCCUGUCAAAGAAAGGGGUGACGGAGGGGGACAGGGGCGAGUACACCUGCACUGUGGAAUUCCAGAGGGACGACACACUGAAGAGAAGUACGUGUGUGGAGGUGCUACAGGUGUUUUCCUCUCCAGCUCCAGUGGCCUUUGUAGGUCAGGAGGUCAACCUCACCUGCACCCUGGGCCACUCUCUGACCUCUGACCUGAAAGUGAAAUGGAUCCCACCACGCCAAUCCUCCCUCCUCGCUUUAGGCUCCUCCCCCCACCCCGCCCAUCUUACCAUCCCGGAAGCGAGGGAUAUACAUGGUGGGAGGUGGAGGUGUGAAUUGUGGAGGAACAAAACCAAGCUGACAUCAGUGGAGAUCACACUGAAGAUCGAGCGAGUCCCCAUGGACGUGUGGCUGUUGGUCACCAUCUGUGCCGCAGCCGUCAUCUUCAUCCUCCUCCUCAUCCUCACUGUCAUCCUCAGCCGACGCCACAGACAGCGGGUGAUGAUGCUCAGACGUGGCAAACGCAGAGUCUGCCGCUGCAAAGACCCCAAACCAAAAGGAUUCUACAGAAACUAGAGAUGUCAUACAGACCGGAAUCCCUGUCGAUGGACAAUGUCUCUACUAUUUUGUCUUAGCUAUUCUAUUCUGAUACAAAAAAAAAAAAAAAAGGACGAAA
Messenger RNA from Salvelinus namaycush (lake trout), 1856 nucleotides. RefSeq lists its product as uncharacterized. Gene Ontology annotation, biological process: interleukin-15-mediated signaling pathway; T cell activation; positive regulation of ERK1 and ERK2 cascade. The coding region runs from base 284 to 1756 and encodes 490 amino acids. NCBI's taxonomy places the organism in Eukaryota, Metazoa, Chordata, Actinopteri, Salmoniformes, Salmonidae. The transcript has 10 exons. Gene Ontology annotation, cellular component: membrane raft; external side of plasma membrane. The record is from RefSeq and is a predicted model, not a curated record. Gene Ontology annotation, molecular function: protein tyrosine kinase binding; MHC class II protein binding.